AUGUCUGGUACAAAGAUAGACUCAGAAAACCCAAAGGAAAAGAUGAUAACCCUCGUCUUCUAUGUUGCUAUUGGUCUCUCAUUCUUCGCAAUGUGCUUCAAACUCAUGCAGGAGGAGGCAAUGAACAAAUUGCGUCGAAUUGGCCAACGAAUGGGCAUUCUCAAGCGGCCGGAGGAGGGGCAGGCGGCUAACGUCAUCGAAACCACUGACACCAACCCGCUACUCCCCUCCGACGGGGCUGCAGCCAUCAUAGUAACCACCAACACGCGUGCCAACACGUCCCGCUCCCUCGGGUAUCGCUCGGCGUUAUGA
Echinococcus granulosus is the source of this 312-nucleotide messenger RNA. RefSeq lists its product as hypothetical. The transcript has 2 exons. Lineage: Eukaryota; Metazoa; Platyhelminthes; Cestoda; Cyclophyllidea; Taeniidae. The record is from RefSeq and is a predicted model, not a curated record. Bases 1 to 312 code for a protein of 103 amino acids.